Messenger RNA from Colletotrichum graminicola M1.001, 213 nucleotides. RefSeq names its product voltage-gated potassium channel beta-1 subunit. The transcript has a single exon. The record is from RefSeq and is a predicted model, not a curated record. Lineage: Eukaryota; Fungi; Ascomycota; Sordariomycetes; Glomerellales; Glomerellaceae. The coding region runs from base 1 to 213 and encodes 70 amino acids.
AUGUCUGCGCUGCCUGUCCCCGCGUCUCUUCAAAAAAGCCUUGAUGCAACCAAGGUCGAAUAUGUCCGCCUAGGAACCUCCGGCCUCAAAGUCUCUGUGCCCAUCCUGGGUGGAAUGUCUCUUGGAUCCAGUGAAUGGCAAGACUGGGUACUCAACGAGGAAGAAUCUUGCGAAAUCCUCAAGGCUGCCUACGACCGCGGCAUCAACACCUAG